Messenger RNA from Acanthamoeba castellanii str. Neff, 387 nucleotides. RefSeq lists its product as uncharacterized. Lineage: Eukaryota; Discosea; Longamoebia; Acanthamoebidae. The coding region runs from base 1 to 387 and encodes 128 amino acids. The record is from RefSeq and is a predicted model, not a curated record. The transcript has 2 exons.
AUGAUGCUGGACGAGCUGGUGCGACGGAUCCGACAUUUCGACGCCCGCAUGUCCCACUUCUCGACGACGCUGGGCAUCCACCUGUCCGCCGGCCCGGCCGGCGCGGGCGCAGGAGCGGGCGAAGAAGUCCCGGCCGCUUCUUCGUCGUCAACGCCCCUGCGCAUGUCCCUCACCGUCCAGCACCUCGAACAGGAGAUGAAGAAGACCCUCAACCGACUGAUUGGGAAACAGUUCAAGAAGCUGGACGUGCUGCCGAUCUCCAACUACGACGUGCUCACCUUCCAGACCGUCCUGUUCGCGCUUCGCCUGCUGGUCGGCGAGAUCCGCAACCUCUGGGAGGCCGUGCUCCACCUGCUGCAGGUCGAAGCCCUCCACCAGCGCAAGUGA